This is a messenger RNA of Drosophila sechellia, 1132 nucleotides long. RefSeq lists its product as uncharacterized. The record is from RefSeq and is a predicted model, not a curated record. The coding region runs from base 59 to 994 and encodes 311 amino acids. NCBI's taxonomy places the organism in Eukaryota, Metazoa, Arthropoda, Insecta, Diptera, Drosophilidae. The transcript has 2 exons.
CAAGUUCAGUACGAAUCAGGUACUUGAAGCAGUCGCAUGUUCCGGUUUAGAACAAAGAAUGAAGUUCGAAAGUCUUCUGAUUGUUUGCAUAAGUUUGCUUCUUCAAUUACGGAUGGGAGCAACUAUGCCUAUGGACAAGGCACUCCCGCCCUCUGUGUAUGCAACGGCUAGGCGUUGGAACCUGCAUGAAACAGUUGUUAAUAAUAUGCGGAUAACCAAAAGGCCGUGGAUAGUCACAAAAACUGAACAGUGCGGCAAGAUAAUUAGGGAAACCUACAUGUUGAGCCCCAACGAAGAGGAACUCAUAAGGAGAACGGAAGUCAUGAUCAUGCAAAUUCAAGGACAAUUGGAAUGUUUAUUUAGCCAGUUGCAAUCGACAUUAGGAUUUGGCAGUGUCUACAAUAAUCCCUUCCUUAAUCCGGUCGGAUUUGGUUUUCCUGACUAUAACCUCUUCCAAAACUUUCCGUUUAUCCCGGAAUUUAAACCGCACCGUAUUCCUACCGGUGAAGAUCGCAGACAUGAAAAUAAUCCUCGCCGAGAAGAUCCCCGGUUGAAUGAGCAGGAUGCGAGGAAUUUACGCCCUCAAGAAGUCCCCCAAAUAGAUGAAAGCAUUCCCAAUAGGGAAUCGGAUAGUGAUAGAUGGGUGCCAAAUCCAACAUCCACGCGCCGGCCUUCGGUACCUUUGCCUACCCUGGCUCCCCCCAGCUUGACUGAUACGGAUCCCAUAUGGGUUCCAGUCCCUGAUCCAACAUCAACCGAGCGAAGCUCCGUCCCACUGCCCACACUCGCACCCAAAGGCAAAGGAACUGACUCGGCAAUCGAUGACUUUUUGGCAAAGGUGGAUCUCACUGUUGCGGACAUCAAGGAGGAGGAUGGCCAGCUGGUCACCACAAUCGUGGACAAGCAAGGACGAGUUCUAAGUGCCAGUUUUGCACUGAGCAAUGAGAACGGACAAGGGGGUGCGGCAAACUAUCAAAGUCGCACUGCAAAAUGAUAUACAUAUAUAUAGAGAAGUGUGAACAAGAAAAGCUCUACUUAAAUUAACAGACAAUUUUAGUAUAAAUAAUAUAAAUAAGUCUAUGUUUACCACAUUGAACCUUCUUCUAGUGGCAAUAUAGGUAUUGAAAACUUA